ACUACAAGCUGAAAUGUUCCAGGCAAGUGCUGCCACCUAGCAGCAUUUCCCGAAGAUAUCGCAGAGACGUGGAAAACGAAAUUUUACGCUGCUAGGUGGCGGUGGUGUGCCGAAGACGCUUUGGGGAUCUUUGGAAGGCUUGUUUGCUGUUCCGUGGAUUGACUAUUUAGAGAAGGUGAUGUCAUCUCCAGAAAAGAUGGCAGUAGAACCAGCUGAAGGUGGAGAUGAGAGUGGCCCUGCUUCUUCCCAGGAGAUCGGCUCUUCAGCUCAGGCAGCCAACCUGACUGAAGAGGCUGCAGCUGAGCCUGAGUCUACCACAGCCCAGAACCCAGCUCCUGCCCCUAAUCAGGAGGCCACCGCUACUCCUAUGGAGCAGGAUCCCCCAGCUGACAGCGCAGCCCAGCCGGCCACCGAGACCCAGCCCGGUAAAGUGGAGCAGGUGGCCGAUGAGCAGCCGGCGCCGCCCGCUGCCGAGGACCCGGCGCCGCCCGCUGCCGAGGACCCGGCGCCUCAGGUGGAGGUGGCGGAGCCGGUGACGGAGCCGGCCGCCAUCUCGGUACUGCCGCCCGACCAGGUCAGCCCGCCGGACCCCGCCGUCCUCACUAUGGCGGACUCUGAGGAGCCGCCGCCGCCCCCGCCGCCGGCCGAGCCGGUGCCGGUGAUCCCGCUGAACCGCACCGAGAUGCUGAAUGCGGUGCUGGCCGGCCGGCGCUCCACUACGGACAUCGCCCGGCUGCCCAACAAGCUGCAGCUGCCGCUGCCGCGAGAGGGCUUUAUGUGCGAACAGUGCGGCGAACGGUUCGUGCUGCCCUCCAGUCUGGCACUACACAAGAACCGACGCACCAUGGAGAUCGCCUUCAAGUGUAAAAUAACUGACAAAACGUGCAUCUUCUACAACAAGUGUCGAUUUAUCGAGCACCUGGACAGUCACGGUCUGGAAGCGUCGUCACUGGACCCCGAGUCGGUGGAUAUCUCGGCGCUGAGCGCCGCCGAGCUGAGCUCUCCGACUCGCGUGCUGCCGUCGCUCGGCGCCCGCCUCAUCACCGGGCCGCCGCGGCUAGUGCAGAUGGUGCACGCUGAGCCAGAGCGAAAGCCCCAAGACAUCAGCUGCCCUAUGUGCAACACGCUAUGCAACACGGACACCCUACGGGCGCACAUCUGCCCGUCCAGCUCGGAGGCCCUGGAGGCCGUACCCCCGCGCUGUCCCGAGUGCGCUCAGCCCUGCCCGUCCGAGUGUGCUCUGCUGGCGCACCACGGCCUGCACAAGCCCAACCUGUUCCCCUACCCUUACGUGUGCCCCGAGUGCGGUUUCAAGGUGUUGGGCUCGUACGAUGACUACCGGCGUCAUGUAGUAGCCGGCUGCCUGCACCUGACCCGCGACCUCAAAAUCUGCUGCUCCGUCUGCCUGAUCGAGGUGGGUGACGUCAAGCUGCACAUGCUGCAGACGCACGUCCAGAAACUCUACAAGUGUCGCAAGUGUCCGCUGGCUUUUGAGUCCAUCAACGGCUUCAACAGCCACGUCAACGUGAAGCACAAUGGUGAGACUAUGCACGGCGAUACGCCCUACAUGCCCAUUCUCAAGUGUCCGUUCUGUGCCGCCACCUUCAACCAUCCGAAGACGCUGCGUGAUCACCUGGCCUCCAAGAAGCACGGUGAUCGCGUGCUCGAGCAGAUUCGCUUCGUGUUCAGGUGUCCUGAGUGUGGCGUCGACUACGGGCGCAAAGAGCUACUCUCGGACCAUCUCGCCCAGAAACACCCAGAGUUUCAGAUUGCUGCGUUGGAAUCGCAGCACGAGUAUUCGUCGAUGGCGCCCUCGCCGCCGCCGGCGCCCACGCCGCCGCCCCCGCCGCCGCCGCCGCCAGCGCCGGUGGCGCCGGUCCAGGCCCCGGUGACCGCCACCAAGCAGGCAGUGUCGCGCCCUGCCGACGCGCUGCCGGUGCCGUUGCCUAAGAUAAAGCAAGAGCCGGGCCGUAAGCCGGUGGUGAUGCACCGGUGCCCGGUAUGCCAGGCCGAGUUCCGUCGUAAGGCCGCGCACACGGAGCACCUACGUGCCCAUAUCCAGGAGGGUGUGCCGCUCUGCCUGCUCUGCACUUCUGCCUUUGAGUCGCAGGAGCUGCUCAAGAAUCAUAUCGCUGAGCAUGCCGCUGAGAUUGGCAGCGAUCGGUGCGGCCUCUGUUAUGCCAAACUGGGCAGUCGUGACGCGUUACAGCUACAUCUGGAGACGGAGCACGACCUGCGCGACUUCACAUGUCCCUACUGUCAGCUGCAGUUCGCUGCGCUGAGUGACCUGCUCCGACACAACUUCGCCAAGCACCGCGGCGCCGCGCAGGGCCGACCGGCGCGGCCCAAGCCCCCGCAGCCGCCGGCGGCCGGCGACGCACCGGCCAUGGAUGACGAUGACGAUGAUGAUGUUCCGCUGAGUCAGAUGGCCAGUAAGAAGGCGCUGAUCCGUCGGGUGGCCGGGCCGCUGCCGGGUAUCACCAGCCUGCACGACCUGGACAGCGAGAAUUCCUCGGUGAGCGAGGAUGCCUCUGAGGGCCGGCGGCGGCGCAACGGCGGACGCGGCGGCAAGGGCGGCACCAAGCGGCCGCGGCCGGCCGGCGAGGACGGCCCGCCGCGCCUCAGUCGCGUCAAACGGUCGCGCUCGCCGAUCGAGGAGCAGCCGGCGGCGCCACAGCAGCAGCAGGCCGGCUACCGGUGCGUCUGCUGCGGUUUACAGACGGACGUGCGCGCCGACUUCGUGGCUCACGUGGCACUGCACCGGCAGGGCAGCCAGCACCAGUGUCCCGAGUGUGGCCAGUGCUACUCGACCAAACCGUCGCUGCUGAAACAUCUACUUCUGGUGCACCGUCUGCGUGAGCCUCCGCCAGAGGUGGCCGCCUCUGAACAGCAGCGCGAGAUCCAGCAGUGGGAGCAGCUGACCCGUGACCUGGAGCCCGGCCAGUGUCACGUGUGCCGCGCCCAGUGCGGAGACGAGGAACGGCUGCAGCGCCACCUGCGGAUGCACGGACGCGCCGCGCUGCGCGCCCACCAGCGCGACCAGGCUCGUCGGCAGCGACGCUCGCAGCCGGCCGCCGACGCCGACGCGGAGACGCUGGAGGCGAUCGCCAAUUUCGUGGCGGGUAGCGGCGACCCGCCGGCUGAGGAGGAGGACGGCGAGGAAGUCAUCGAGCUGGAGAUGAAGGACGGUGAGGUAACGCGCCGUCAGUUCCGUAAGGGCGUGCCCAUUGUCCACGAGGAGAGCAGUGACGAGGAGAUGGAGGUACCGGCGGCUGAUAACGGCCAGUCGGUCGCCGAGUCCGAUCAGCUCGCCGGGAAGGCCGCCCUGAUCUCAGCCAACGGGCACCCCGAGCAGCCGACCGUAGCCGACCCGCUGUCGGCCUGAGCGCCGCGCCGUGGGGCGGCAGUGAUGUGACUGCCAGAGACUGACGUGAAUGACAUCACACCGGUGGCAUCAGUGGGUGACGUGAGUGUGGAGAGCGCGCCGCGUCUGUCGGCGUUCAUUGUAUAAAGUCAUUCCUGGCGCGGCUGUCUGUGCGUUUGUUGAGGACGGCCCGGCGGCGGACCGUCCAGUGCCGUCUGUGUGUGGUCGCGGCGGCCGAGCGCGGUGUCCGGUCACCAGCGGGUGGCUCGCCGUGGCCCUGUACACCACCGGCCGCCGUGGUGGGGGCGUGUGACCGAGUGUGGGCGCGUGCCGGCGCUACUGCUUUUUCUCCCUCGCUGUAUCUCUCCGCUGUCGAUUUUAUCCACGCGGCUUGUUGGUUUACGUUGCGCCGAGGCGAUCGGCGCGGUGACGUCUGUUUUAGCGUGGUGUCGCACUGUGCAUAUAGCUCGACACGAUUCUAUUGGGAUAUGCAUCACCAGAAUUCUUGGAACGUACAAAGCACGUAGAUUCUGGAUUUCUUUGACCGGUUUUUAUGUCACUUUAACCAAUAUAUCUUUGUAAUCAA
Molecule: messenger RNA, 3950 nt
Organism: Amphibalanus amphitrite
Lineage: Eukaryota; Metazoa; Arthropoda; Thecostraca; Balanomorpha; Balanidae
Product: zinc finger protein 687b-like
Exons: 6
Coding region: 179-3385 (1068 amino acids)
Source: RefSeq, a predicted model, not a curated record